Haliotis rubra (blacklip abalone) is the source of this 1598-nucleotide messenger RNA. Its product is annotated as monocarboxylate transporter 12-like. Lineage: Eukaryota; Metazoa; Mollusca; Gastropoda; Lepetellida; Haliotidae. Gene Ontology annotation, molecular function: monocarboxylic acid transmembrane transporter activity. The transcript has 6 exons. The coding region runs from base 75 to 1454 and encodes 459 amino acids. The record is from RefSeq and is a predicted model, not a curated record. Gene Ontology annotation, biological process: monocarboxylic acid transport; transmembrane transport.
GAUCAUAUCAGGCCCCAGCUGAUGCUCACAUGUAAAUAUAUUUUUAGAACGUGGACAUCCUGCUUUUGGUUGCCAUGUCACAAGAGGAUGCAGAAACCACAGAGAAAUUGAGCCUACCACAAAAUCAGAAAGAUGAAGCUGAUGAAGGUGGUAAGGACAAAAAGGAAAAUGACACGGGAACCGAUGGCUUGGUUGGUUGGAUUGUGGUGUUUUCCUCGUUUGGCAUCCAUGCUCUUUUCCAUGGCCUUGCUCUGUCAUUUGGGGUCAUCUUCGAGAAACUUCUCGACUACUUCAACAAAGGACGAGGGGAGACAGCACUGGUCGGAUCAUUAGUGUUUGGAUUCCAGAGUGUAGCAGCUCCAGUUGCUGGUGUUUUAACGGACAAAUACGGCUGCCGUGCUGUCACCAUAUGUGGAGCAGCCACUGCAGCGUUUGGUCUUACCAUCAGUGCAUUUGCCCCGAGCAUAUCAGUUUUGUAUUUUACAUACGGUGUUCUCUUCGGACUAGCCUUUGCUCUUGUGUCAGUGCCUUCUAAAGUAAUCAUCAACCAACAUAUGAAACAACGAAGAUCCCUGGCCAACUGUAUUUCGUCCUCUGGUUCCGGCGUGGGUAGUAGCGUUCUGUCUGUCACCCUGCACCAACUUAGCAACACAUACGGAUGGAGGGGUAUGAGUCUGAUCACGGGUAGCGUCCUCCUUAACGGGGUUGUCUUUGGUGGACUCUUCUUCCCGAAGAAGAAAAGGAAAACCGCCCAAGAAAUGCCUGUCACAGGAAACUUUACGCUUCGGAGGACCUGUUGCCAGAAUGACUUCACGAAACUUUUCCGGAACAUUCCCUUUUGCUUUUUCAUGAUAUCCAACUGCUUGGCAAUAAAUGCACUUUAUACACCUUACACUCAUUUACCGAGGAGGGCAACAGACUUGAAGGUAAAAGAGACUGAGGUAAACUGGUUGUUGCCUAUCAUUGGUAUUGCCAGUGUUGUUGGAAAAUUAUUCUUUGGCUGGUUGGGAGAUUUCCAGUGGGUGAACAACCGACAUCUGCUUGCAAGUGCAAUUAUGAUAUGCGGCAUCAGUACCAUUGUCUGUCCGUUCCUGACAACCUUCCCCAUGCUGGUCGGAUUCGCCGUGGUGUUUGGAGUUUUCGUUGGUGUGUUCUAUGGUACCAGAAACGUUGUUCUGGUAGAAGUUGUUGGCGUCGACAACCUCAGCAAGGCAUUUGGUAUCGUAUUGCUGUUUCAAGGUGCAUCUGCCAUACUGGGAGCACCAUUAGCAGGCUGGAUAUAUGACGCCACAAGAGAUUACUCUGCUUCCUUCUACACUAUGGGAUGUAUGUUCAUCGCAAGCAGUGUGAUUUUGCUAAUGCAAGAGAAGGUUGAAAUGAUGUGGAGACGAAGGAAGAACCCGAGUAUCUCCACACUAACCGUGUCAACUCCAACAGACAAUACUACGUGUUAGAAGCAUAGAACAACCAUCGUCUGAGUAGGAGUACCUGGGCGUUGGGUGUUGUGUUAUUACGAACUUUUAUAUGAUUUCAUUGUCGUUCUUGUGAGCAAUAAAUAUUGAUAUAAAAUGAACCUGGUUGAGCAAUGAAUUAAGUGC